Lizanozyma spartinae is the source of this 2394-nucleotide messenger RNA. RefSeq lists its product as uncharacterized. Lineage: Eukaryota; Fungi; Ascomycota; Pichiomycetes; Serinales; Debaryomycetaceae. The transcript has a single exon. Gene Ontology annotation, biological process: regulation of transcription by RNA polymerase II. Bases 1 to 2394 code for a protein of 797 amino acids. The record is from RefSeq and is a predicted model, not a curated record.
AUGGGAAUAAUUUAUUUGGAUAGUAAUAAGCCGCGGGAGGAACAGGACUAUCACGAGAUCUAUUCAGACUUGGAUGAAGCUGAUGAACUUGAGGUGAUAUUUGAGUAUGACGAUUCAGACUCAGAGUCAGAUACUAUUAAUCAUCGCCUCGAAGGUUUUACGUCUAAAUUGAAGCAACCCGUUUUCCGUGAAGUCCUGAAUGGCCCAAUGGACGUACCCAAGUUCCCCAAGAGUCUAUUGGAUUUCGGGUUCCAAGAACCUCGAACGCGUCUUCGUAAGACUCCAACAUCUUCUGGGAUCGGCAGUGGCCAAGGUAGAGGUGAGAUUAUUCCUUAUAUAAGGCCGUUCCAGUUUCCAGACGUGAAAGAUGUUUCCAAGGUGGCGGACCAGAAACGAUCAUUGGUGUGCUAUGACUUGGAUGAACAAGACUUUUGCUACUUGCAACAUCGUAAUAAGGGGAAAUACGUUAAGCUAACACUUGAAGUGUUUGAAAUCAUGAUGUCAGUGUUGGAAGUGGAGUGGCAGGAAUUAGAAAUGAGAAUGCAAUCUUUAAACCCUACUGUCUCUCCUAUGGAUGACAGAACGAGUAAUACCACACUUGCAUUGGACGAUGAGAAAUAUGGCAACGAUGAUGGGAUUGUAUCAUUGGACCAAAUAGACGAUCAGAAAUGCGCUAUAUGUAACGAGAGUGAUUGCGAGAAUCUGAAUGCUAUAGUAUUCUGUGAUGGAUGUAAUAUAGCAGUUCAUCAAGAAUGUUAUGGAGUAGCAUUUAUACCAGAAGGCCAGUGGUUGUGUCGUAAAUGUAUGAUCAGCAGACACAGUGAAGUGGAUUGUAUAUUUUGCCCUAGCAAGACUGGAGCAUUCAAACAAUUGGACAAUAGUUUGUGGAGUCAUGUGGUAUGUGCAUUGUGGAUCAAUGAGCUUUAUUUUGCCAAUCCGAUAUACAUGGAGCCAAUAGAAGGCUUGGAUUUAAUUCCUAAGAGUAGAUGGCGUUUGAAUUGUUACAUCUGUAAGCAAAAGAAGGGCGCAUGCAUUCAAUGUUACAAUAGAAGUUGCUUCCAAGCAUAUCAUGUAACUUGUGCUAAAAGAAGUAAUUUAUACAUGAAAUUAACCAACGGAAUAACUGGGGCAAUAAGGAACAAAGCAAGCUUAUUGUCGUUUUGUGAUAAACAUACGCCAGCGGGUUAUUUGAAUCAAUCUGAGAUUCAUAAGAGUAUCCAUAAAACAAGACUAUUCUUCAAGGAUAAGAAUAUCCUUAAAGAACAAAAUAUGGCCAAAUUUCAACAUCAACAGUUGACAAAUAGAUUGAAUAAUCUCAAGUGGAAAACCAGUAAGAAUACUCCUAUCCCACCCAACGUAUUUAGUGAUAAACUAUACGAAAUUCUAACGAUGUUAAAGAUAGAAACCAUGAAUUACUUUGUGAAGAAGCUGAAUGCGGUGAAAGGGUUGACGGUGCUUCCGAACAUUUCCAAAGAGGACCAAAGACAUGAAGUUCGACAAAUCUGUAACGAGGUUUGUCGAUAUUGGUGUUUAAAACGGGAGCUGAAGAACGGAGCCCCAUUAAUCCGACGAAACAACAACAUGGAAUCAAUGAGUUCCGUAUUGUAUGGUGCCAAUAAUCGUGACGAGAUUAAUAGAAAGAUCGAAUUCUCAGACGUUCUAGCUCGAGAUUUGGACAAGCUACUCGACAUGGUACUGCUAACUUCACAACGACAGAAACAGAUGUUAGAGUCUUCGACGAUAAGGCUCGACACCGUAAAUCUCACAUGCUUCUACUUGAAGAGCCAAAUCGAAGAGGUUCUCAAUAACAUCUGUAAGAAAGUGGAUGGUUCCAAGUCAUUGAUAGAAUACGAAAUAAGCAUUGAUAAGUUGUCGGCCAAAUUGGAAUCUGAUGGUGGUCGGCAACUUUCACUUUUCAAAAUCAUGGAGAAAAAUUAUGCAUUUGGAUACACUCAAGUGUCGGAAUUAAAGGAUGAUUUGGACAGACUCUUUCGAGCCAUACAGAACAAACUUAAGCCGAUAUCUCUGUUACAUAAGACGGCUAAGAAAUGGUAUCGUGAAUUCAAUGAAAACGGUUUGACGCAGUUGCUAGAGGCAGAGAAGAUUAGCCAGUUUGGUGUUCCUGAAAUGGAGAGAUUGUAUGAAUUAUUAAAGACUGAUGAAAGUGCACGGCCCGCCACCGUUGAGCCAGAAGCUAGCAUCAAAAAACGAGUUGGUUCGGCCAAUCCCCGGAGGAAAAACACAAGGACUGCGAAGUCUCUGGUGGUACUAAGAAAACUGAAACGGACAACUGAGAAGGUUGAAGAGGAAUCACUAAGCGAUGUUGAAGAUUUGAGUGAGGAGCACUGGAAGGAGUUAAUAAACUUCAUUCGGAAAAGACGAAGACGGUUAUAA